UCAAGCUAUAAGAGUUGUCUCAGAUCACUUUUCUCCAUGUGCUGGAAAAAGUGGAAAGUCGCACUGAACACAUGCCAGAACAAUGGCAUGGAGCCGGUGCCUUACCCUGCCUCCCUGAAGGACCGGGCAAUUUUGUCCAUCCGGCAGUCGGCAGCGAUUUUCCUGGACAUGAUACGCACCAGCAAUGGAUCCUACGUCACCCGCAGCUCCGGAGUGCUGGUGCCUGACGCUGUCAUCUACGGCUGGGACGACGGCGAACCUGACAACGGCACCCAGAAUUGUAUUGGCAUUUGCGAUCCAAGAACCUUGUUUUACGACUGCCUCUGCAAUAAAAUGGAUAUAUACGCGGGCGUAAUUUGUGUCUACGUUGCGUUGCCCUAGUUCGUUCAUGUUUCAACCGUCAUAAUUGAACGGGUGAGAUUCUGACCAGAAGCUAAUUUUGAUCAGGUGCCCGAUUUUGAUGAGGUGUAGCCGAGCGUAGCGACUCUUCGCCAGAAGCGUAGAUGGUACCCGAAUUUUAGCACGACCGAAGAAAUCUAAUCAAAUAUCGAAGUUUGUAACAAAUUCAGGUAUAUUCAAAGCUUUUGCAUUGAAUAGAGACGGGAUGAA
Hyalella azteca is the source of this 609-nucleotide messenger RNA. RefSeq lists its product as uncharacterized. The record is from RefSeq and is a predicted model, not a curated record. The transcript has 3 exons. Lineage: Eukaryota; Metazoa; Arthropoda; Malacostraca; Amphipoda; Hyalellidae. The coding region runs from base 37 to 381 and encodes 114 amino acids.